CUGCUGCUCCGUCGGCUCGGCCGUCCCCACCAUGGAGCGCGAUCGGGGCCCGCGGGGCUCGGCGGUGGACCUGGGCUUCGGGGCGCUCAGCACCGCGCAGCUCCGCGCCCUCAUGCGGGACGAGACGUGGCUGGAGCGCAUCGUCAAGCUGAGCAGGAAGUUCCAGAACUUGCAGCUGGAACGGGAGAGGCGCCUGGCCUCCAACUACGCAUUGGCCAAGCAGAACCUGGCACUGCAACCACGGCUGGAGAACGGCAAGGCCUCCCUGGCCAUCAAGUAUCAGGAGCUGAGGGAACUGCGGGAGUCGUGCCGGGACAAGCAGCAGCGUCUGGGGGCCUGUAUGGCCAAGUGGACCCCCGAGAAUGCCGUGAGCAGGCUGCAAGCUGAGCUGGACGGCGUGGAGGCCAAGGUGGAGGAGCAGAUGGAGCAGUUUCUCUGCUGGGACCUCCCCGUGGAGACCUUUGUGGAGUCUUUCCAGCACGCCCGGAUGCUCUCCCACCUGCGGCGCACCCAGCUGGAGAAACUCCAGGGCGCCCUCAAACUGGAGAAACUGGAGAAGGCCAAGGACAAGCCCAGCCCCGGCAGCGAGGAGCCGCCCGCCGUCUCCCCCGCCCUCCCGGUGCCAGCGCCGCCGCCUCCACCGCCGCCUUCGGCCCAAGCCCCUCCGCCGGUGCCAAACGGGCCUCCCCCCAAGGUCUUCCAGCUGCGCUUGGCACCGGCAUUCCUCAUCCCCUCGGAGGCCAUGCUCCCCAUCCCAGUGGGGACGGGGCCCCAAAAGUGCCGCCUGCCGGCCCUGGCCACCUCGCACCCUGCCGCUCCCUUCGUGAGCUCGCCCUUGAGCCUGAUUGGACACAUCCACCUGGCACAGGCCCACCUGCCUCCCCAGCAGAAGAAGAAGGAGCCUCCGCACCGGUAG
Molecule: messenger RNA, 916 nt
Organism: Zootoca vivipara (common lizard)
Lineage: Eukaryota; Metazoa; Chordata; Lepidosauria; Squamata; Lacertidae
Gene: VPS37D
Product: VPS37D subunit of ESCRT-I
Biological process (GO): ubiquitin-dependent protein catabolic process via the multivesicular body sorting pathway; protein targeting to vacuole; protein targeting to membrane
Cellular component (GO): ESCRT I complex
Source: RefSeq, a predicted model, not a curated record